AUGACAUACUGCUAUGUCAUAGAUCUAAGGAUCUCUGAGGCUAUAAAAACUUGCAUCUCAAAACCUCAGAUUUCAGUUGUAGUUCUGUUUAGCCAUGUCUUUCAAAAAAUAAAUAUCCCUGUGUCUUUCGGGCUUGGUUAUCUGGUCACCACUGUGAUCAGAAGAACAUUCAAAACGUUCCUGCCAAGCAUCACAUUUGAAAUUUCAUCGCAGGAUGAGGACCUGGACGACUUUGAUGCCUUCCUCUACAAUCCUUCUCCGGCUGGAGAAGAGAGCGACGAGGAUAGACUUCCCUUCCAGGAAGAGUGGCCGGAUGAUUUUAAUUCAUUUCUCUUUAAUCCUUCUCCGGCUGGAGAAGGAUUGCCCUCAGAGGAACGUCUUUCCUCUUCCUCUGAGCAACAGUGGAACGAUGACUAUGACGUCAUCGACGCAUAUCUUUUCAGGCCUUCCCAACCUGCAAAGAAAACAGAUGAUUUUAGUGACGAAGAGUCUGGAGAAUGGACGGAUUCCUCCUGUGAAUCGUCCUCAACACAGCCAGUCAGCCCAAGCUCAAGUAUGGAAAUACCGAUUUUUGAUUCUUCGACAUCUGAUUCCUCGGAAGAGAUAAUUUGGACUCCGCCUCCCAAGAAGAGAGCCAAAACACCUGCUCCAUCAAAAAGAAUGGAACACCGGUCUCGGAGAGAGACCAAAGUGAAGAGUGAUCGUGAUGGCUGUCGGUAAGACUCCAGGAGGUAAUGGGAGCACGCCGGAGGGCAGACAGG
This is a messenger RNA of Poeciliopsis prolifica (blackstripe livebearer), 761 nucleotides long. RefSeq lists its product as uncharacterized. The record is from RefSeq and is a predicted model, not a curated record. The coding region runs from base 1 to 720 and encodes 239 amino acids. The transcript is spliced from 2 exons. Lineage: Eukaryota; Metazoa; Chordata; Actinopteri; Cyprinodontiformes; Poeciliidae.